AUGUCAAAUAGUAAAUCAUUAAGGAGAAAGCCACCACCAAUCGAUACAGAAUUUAAUAAUAAUAAUAAUACUGCAAAUAUUACAACAAAUAAUACCAAUAACAAUUCAUCAAUUAUUAGUGAAUUGGAGAAUCUACAUAGAAAGUCAUAUUCAAGUUUAAAUAAUCAAAAACGACUAUCACAAUUUGAUCCAAAUUCAAAUUCAAAUUCACAACAGUAUAAAGAACUUCCGCAUAUUCCUAACGAUAAUAAUAAUGAUUCACAAUUUAUAGAGCCAACAAUCACAACACCGAUUAAAUAUAUAUAUACUAAUGAAACUAAUGAUAUAUUAUUUGAUGAAUCUUUCACAUCAUUUGAUUCACCAAAACCAAAAGGACCAAAAGAUUUAUGGGAAUAUGAUCAAUCACCUCAAUUUCCAUCAAAUUUUAUAACAACUCCAACUCAUACAAAUAUUCAUAUAAAUAGAAUACUACCUAAAAGAAGUUAUCAACAAAUUUCAAGAUCAAAAUCUAAUACUAAUAAUAAUGAAAUUUUCACUACUGGACAUGUAAAUCAUAAUUCUGAUGACGAAGAUUUCAAUACUGAUAAUGUUGUAAAUAAUAACAACAAAAACCCACCUUAUCCAACUAAAGGAAUAGAAGAUUACAUUGAUGAAGAUUUACCACCAGAUAUGAUAUUUGAAGUUGAUUCACCAUCACAAAGAAGAACAAGAGCUAUAAUUAACCAAUCUAUAAAUACUGCAUCUCCAAAAAUCAAUGAUGUACCAAAUUUAAGUACAAGAAGUUCAUUAUCUACAAUAUAUGGUCAACAUUAUCAGAAAAAUCAACAAGUAGAAGAGUCUUCACCAUUACUGAAUAAUUCACCACCUAGAUCACCAUAUGAUGAAUAUUUUCCAAGAAGAAAAUCAUCUAUUCGUUCAUUACCAAAUUAUCCAGAGGAAGAUCCUUAUAGUAGAUCACCAUCACCUAAAAGAUCGAUGCAUAGUAAGAAAAAUUCAAUCAAUGGGUAUAAUACUUAUAAUAAUUAUGAUGAUUCAGUAGUUGAACAAAUUUAUGUACAAUCACCGGAAGAAUAUACUCCACAACAUUAUCAAUUUAAUACAAGACCUUCAUAUAGAGUAGUUUCAGAUAAUCCAUUUUAUGAUGAAGAAGAAAAUCAAAAUUAUGAAUUUGAAUCACCAGCAACUGAUUAUUUUGAUUAUUCUAUUUUACCAGAAUUACCACCAAGUAGAGAUGCUUCAACUGCUGCAACUUCAGUAUCUACUGGUCCUCCAUUACCUAAAAAAUUACAAGAACUACCUCCAUUACCAUUAGAUUUACCAGAUUUACCUUUUAAUACUUCAUCAUUACAAGCACAACAUUUUGAAACUUGUAGAGAUAUAUGGUCAUUAUCAAAAUUAUUUAAAUGGUGUUGUAAAUUACAGAUUUGGUUAAAAGGUUCAUCAGUUUCAAAACAAGAAUUGAAAAAGGCAAUUAUAAGAUUAAUUGCAUUUCAUAGAAGUGAUAUCUCAUUAGAUGUAUUAACAAGAAAUUCACAAGCUGUAUUUGAUUCUUUUUCAUUUAAUCAAGCUAUUGAAGUUGUUGAAUUACUGAAACCUAACAUAAAUGGUGAUAGAUCAGUUGUUCUUUUCAAUGAAGAUGUUUAUGUUAGUGGUGUAUUACCAGGUUUAACUGAAUGUUAUUCUCCAAUACCUCAUACAAAGGAAGAAGAAAGUUCAAUGACUUGUUAUUCCACAAUGUGCCAUUUUAGUAGAAUGAUGAAUCUUGAGAGAAAAAUGAGAACAAUGAACAUUAAAGAAAUUGUUUUGGGCAAUGAUUGGGCUGCUCAUUGGAGAUUAACAAUUGAUGAUUUACGAGAUUUAAAUCCUGCUUUAAUUAAAAGGCAGUCAUUAAUAUUUGAUUUAUUGAGGUAUGAACAAACUUUUAUACAAAGAGCUAAAUGUUUUGUUGAAAUUGUUGGACCAGAAUUUGUAAAAGCAGCAAGAAAUUAUUUAGGAUCAAACAGUUCCAAAAUAAAAUCAUUUGAAGAAGAUGUUUUGAAAACUAGUAAAAAAAUAUUGGCUAUUCAUCAAGAACAAUUAUUUGAACCACUACUUAAAAUAUUAAUAUCAGAAGGUAAAUUUAUCAAAAAUGUAAUUGAAAUAGUAAGUAUUUAUACAGAUUGGGCAAAAGAAGUAAGACCACAUUUAGUUAAAUAUAUGAAUAAUAUGCCAAUGAUUGAAGAUUUGUUAAGUUUACCAAAUUUAAAAUCUUAUAUUGAUAAUAAAAUAGGUCAAUUACCAAAAGUUAAAGAAUUAAAAGUUAAUGUACCAAUUUUAUUUAUAAGUACUUUUAAUUCAAGGUAUCAACAAAUUCCACUACAAAUAAUGGAUAUUCAAAAAAAAUAUGAAGAAAAUGAACCAGAAUAUUUCUUAUUAAAGCAAGCAAGUGAUGAAAUUAAAAAAUUGGGAUCUAAAAUUAAUGAUUCUAAAAAAUUAGCUGAUAAUGUUCAUGCAAUUGAACAAUUAAAAACUCAAUUACUGUGGAAAUCAAGUCUAAGACAAACAAAUUUAAAUUUAAAUUCAAUGAAUAGAAAAUUUAUAUGUCGUGGUGAUUUAACAAGAAGAACUGACUUAAAAUUUACAACUCAAAUAAAUCAUUUGAUAUUAUUAGAUAAUUUUAUUAUAAUUACGGAAAGAUUGAAAAAUUCAAAACCAAAUGGGGCAUUAUACAAGAUAAGUGAUUACCCCAUCCCUAUAGAUUUUUUAAUGUUUGAAGAAAAAAUUGUUAAUUUUUCAUCAUCUAUAAAAUUAUCAUCAUCACCAAUUACCAAAAAUUCAAGAAAAUCUUUGGAUGAUGUAGAAGAAGAUAUUCAAUAUUCUAUAAAAUUAAGAUAUGCUGGGAAAUCAAGACAUUCAUAUACUUUUACAUGUAAAACUGAACGUGAAAAAAAUGAUUGGAUUAAUUAUUUAACAACUGCUAAAUCAAAUAUGAAUAAAAGAUUAUUUAAUAAUUUAGCUUUUAAACCUAAAAUAAUAUCAACUACAUGUUUUGCAUAUGAACAAAAUAAUAAAAUUACUAAAUUACAAAUUGUAACUCCAUUUGAUCCAAUUUAUGAUAUUUGUCAAGACUCACUAAGAAAAUUUUCAAGUUUAGGUUUUACAAAUGAUAUAUAUAAUACAAAUAAUCCAAGAAAUAGAAUGGUUUUUAGUGCAAUUCAAAGUUGUUUUACUUUUGAAUACAAGGAUUUAUUUUUCACAUUUAUUGGAUUACAUUCAGGAUUAUAUUGUUGUGAAUCAAAAUCAAGGUGGAAAAAAUUAUUAAAUGGUUCAGAUUUUAGUAAAAUUCAUGUUGAUACAACUAUUGGAAUUGUUUUAAUAUUAAAUGAUAAAAUUUUAAAAUAUUAUUUUUUAAAUCAACUAAUUGAUAUUUAUUUUGGAUUAAAAACUAAUAUUAUUGGAAUAUCAUUAUCUAAAGAUCCUAUAUUAUUUUUUGUUAUGAAAAUUCAUAAAAAUAUACCAAUGUUAUUUAUAGCAAAACGUAAAAAUAAUGUUACAAAUAUUAAAAUUUUAAUACCAGAAACUGAUAAUAAUGGAAUUUUUAAUAGAUUUAAAGAUGAUAAAAAAUUUUAUAUUGAAGCUGAUUGUUAUGGAAUAUCUAUUUUUAACUCAUCUUUUGCUGUUCAUACAGAUAAAGGAUUUGAAAUUAUGGAAUUAGAUAAAUUAAUUCCAAGAUCAGUACCUGAUUUACCAAUGAUUGAAACUGAAAAAAAGAAAAUUGAUCAAUUUUCAAGAAAAACAAAUACAAAUAAUACUAAUACAAUUGAAACUAUUAAAAAACUUGUAUCUUCAAUUAAUGUUCAACCUUUAGGUAUGUUCAAACUAAACAAUAAUAAUGAAUUUAUUUUAAUGUAUUCAGAAUUUGCUAUAUUUAUCAACAAGCAAGGUAAAUUAUCAAGAACAACUUUAUUAAAAUUUGAUUUUAAAUGUAAUAAAAUAAAAUUUAAAAAUAACUACUUGUUUUUAUUUCAUUCAGAUAUUAUUGAAAUAUUAUCAAUUAGUGAUAUACCUAGUGGAUCAAAUAAAUUAAUUCAAUGUAUAUUAGGUAAAGAUAUUAAAUUAGUUUCUAAUGAUGAAAAUGAUCAAGUUGUUGUUGCUAUGGCUAAUCCAUUAAUUCCUGGUUUACAAUUAUUGUUUAAUCUUUAA
Molecule: messenger RNA, 4182 nt
Organism: Lodderomyces jiufengensis
Lineage: Eukaryota; Fungi; Ascomycota; Pichiomycetes; Serinales; Debaryomycetaceae
Gene: TUS1
Product: Rho family guanine nucleotide exchange factor
Exons: 1
Coding region: 1-4182 (1393 amino acids)
Molecular function (GO): guanyl-nucleotide exchange factor activity
Source: RefSeq, a predicted model, not a curated record